Molecule: messenger RNA, 1380 nt
Organism: Macrosiphum euphorbiae (potato aphid)
Lineage: Eukaryota; Metazoa; Arthropoda; Insecta; Hemiptera; Aphididae
Source: the annotation of a GenBank genome assembly
AUGAUUGAAGGAACGUCAAAUAUCAAUGAAUUUAGUUUUCAAGAAAUACCUGUAGAAACUGUAGAGUUGGAUGAAAAUAUUUUAGUUGAUCAUGAUUUAUCGCAUAAUAUAGUUGAGAAACAAUCACUUGUUGAUGAAGAAAUAAAUGUGUUAAAACCUCCUGAAAUAAUAUUUAAUAAUCCACAAUCGUGGCCAACCAUAAAUGACAAGUUAAGAUGCAUACUUGUUCAACAUGGCCCAGAUCGUGGAAAAAUGGAACAUAAGCCUUUUAAAAACCAUUGGUUUUACAAAAAAUUACCUAAUGGAGAAAGUGUUGAAAGAUCAUGGAUGAUGUAUUCUCAACCAAAUGACGCGAUUUUUUGCUUUUGUUGUUUAUUAUUUGGUAAACAAUUUACUGCUUUAAGUGAUCCCAAAAGAGGUUUUUCGUGUUGGAAAAAAAUGGAGCGCUUAAAAGAACAUGAAGAUUCUCAAGACCACAUAAAACAUUUUUUAGAAUGGAAAAUGCUUGAAAAUAAAGUAAUGAAAGGAGGGGGUAUUGAUGACUCCUUACAGAAAGAAAUAAAAUCAGAACAAGAAAAAUGGCGACAUGUUUUGAAAAUAAUAUUAGAUGUGUUACUUUAUUGUGCAAAUAAUAAUCUAGCCUUAAGAGGAAAUUCUGAAGAAAUAGGUAAUCCAGCAGCGGGACAUUUUUUAAAUCUCAUUAGCUUAAUAAGUAAAUCUGAUUUAGUAUUAAGGCAACAUAUUGAAUCCCAUAAGAAAGGAUCUGUAUCUUAUUUUUCUCAUCACAUUCAAGAUGAAUUUAUUUAUUUAUUAUCUAAAAAGGUCAGAGAAAAAAUAAUAAAUCAAAUCAAGUCUGCAAAAUAUUUUACUAUUAUGUUCGAUUGCACACCUGAUGUUUCCAAAAGGGAACAAAUGAGUCAAGUUAUCCGAUAUGUACAUAUUUCUAAUGGGAAAGUUUGUAUAGAAGAAAGUUUUUUAGGAUUUAUUUUAUCACAUGAAAAAACUGGAGAAGGCUUAGCAAGUGAAAUAUUAACUCAGUUAUCUGAUGAUGAUUUAAAUAUACAAAACUGCAGAGGCCAAGCUUACGAUAAUGGAGCAAAUAUGGCAGGGAAAUAUAAAGGUGUGCAAGCAAAAAUUAUGGAAAAAAAUAGUUUAGCUACUUUCAUACCAUGUACUGCUCAUAGUUUAAAUUUGGCUGGUGUCAACGCUGCAUCAUCAAAUGUUCAAAUAAAAAACUUUUUUGGCAAGAUUCAACAAUUAUUCAAUUUUUUUUCGGGUUCACCUUCUCGUUGGGAAGAAUUGAAAUCAUUGAAACUCACACUUAAACCAUUUUCUGAUACAAGAUGGUCAAAAUUAAUUUCAAACGAAUUAAGCUGUUAA